Tachyglossus aculeatus (Australian echidna) is the source of this 1724-nucleotide messenger RNA. It is a transcript of the gene PDIA5, whose product is annotated as protein disulfide isomerase family A member 5. The coding region runs from base 9 to 1568 and encodes 519 amino acids. Gene Ontology annotation, biological process: protein folding. Gene Ontology annotation, cellular component: endoplasmic reticulum. Lineage: Eukaryota; Metazoa; Chordata; Mammalia; Monotremata; Tachyglossidae. The record is from RefSeq and is a predicted model, not a curated record. Gene Ontology annotation, molecular function: protein disulfide isomerase activity. The transcript has 17 exons.
CCGAAGCGAUGGGGCGGGCUGGGCGCGGGGGAGCCCCGGGACUGCUGCUGCUGUUGGUGGCCCUGCCCACAGGGUGGGCAUCCACAAAGCUCUCCCCGCUCGUCGAGAGGGUCAGUGACCACAAGGAUUUUAAGAAACUUCUGCGGACCCGAAACAAUGUGCUGGUGCUGUUCUCCCUGUCCGCUUCCGCUGCCGAGACUGAACUGCGGCUGCUGUCGGACGUGGCCCAGACUGUGCGGGGGCAAGGCACCGUGGCCUGGAUCGACUGUGGAGAUGCGGAGAGUCGGAAGCUGUGCAAGAAGCUGCGUGUUGACCCCAAGCCAGCGGUCACACUGCUGCACUACAAGGACGGCACGCUGCACAGCGAGUACAACCGGCCUGUCACCUCCAAGUCCCUGGUGGCGUUUCUGAAGGACCCAGAUGGGCCCCCGCUCUGGGAGGAAGACCCUGAGGCCAAGGACGUUGUCCACCUGGGCAGCGAGAAGGAGCUCAGACGUCUCCUGAAGAAGGAAGCGCGGCCCGUCCUGGUGAUGUUCUACGCUCCAUGGUGUGGUGUGUGCAAGAGGAUGAUGCCGGCCUUCCAGCAGGCUGCAACAGAACUCCGGGGUGGCUACAUGCUGGCUGGGAUGAACAUCCACUCGCCCGAGUUUGAGCAGCUCAAGGAGGAGUUCAACGUGCGUGGUUACCCCACCGUCUGCUAUUUCGAGAAAGGGCGGUUCCUGCUUCAUUUCGAGAACUUCGGAGCCACAGCCAAGGACAUCGUGGACUGGAUGCGCAACCCCCAGCCGCCCCAACCCCCAGUCCCUGAGACCCCGUGGGCAGAAGAAGACAGUGCCGUCCACCACCUGACCGACCAGGAUUUCGACCAGUUCCUGAGGGACCACCCAUCUGUCCUCGUCAUGUUCCACGCACCUUGGUGCGGGCACUGCAAGAAGAUGAAGCCAGAGUUUGAGAAAGCAGCAGAAGAGCUCCAUGCCCAGGGGGAGAGCCCAGGUGUCCUGGCGGCUGUCGAUGCCACCGUCAACAAGGCUGUUUCCGAGCGUUUCCAUGUGUCCGGCUUCCCCACGGUGAAGUACUUUGAGAACGGCGAGGAGCGGUUCACGCUGCCACACCUGCGCACCAAGAAGAAGAUCAUGGACUGGCUGCGCAACCCCGAGGCCCCGCCACCACCGGAGCCCACCUGGGAGGAGAACCCAGGCAGCGUCGUCCACCUGGCGGGCACGGACUUCCGCGAGUCGCUGAAGAAGCGGAAGCACGCGCUGGUCAUGUUCUACGCGCCCUGGUGCCCUCACUGCAAGAGCGCCAUCCCUCACUUCACCGCUGCUGCUGACCUCUUCAAGGAUGAUCGGAAGAUCGCCUAUGCUGCGGUCGACUGUGCCAAAGAGCAGAACCAGGAUCUGUGCAAGCAGGAGGGGGUGGAUGGCUACCCCACCUUCAACUACUACAACUAUGGGAAGUUUGCUGAGAAGUACAAUGGAGAGCGGGUGGAGUCCGACUUUGCUGCUUUUAUUCGCUCCCUACGAGAGCGGGACCACGAAAAGCUGGGGAAGAAGAGAGAUGAGCUGUAGGCUGUGCCAAGGGGGUCUACCCAUGCCGUGACACUGUGAACGAUGCUGCUGUUCCUGCAUCCGCCCCCAUGCCCCAUGCCCCACCUCUCGCCGCUCUUCUCGCCACCUGGGGCCAUUUUCUACUAUUUGGAAUAAAGUUGAACCACUUGUUUUGUA